Messenger RNA from Prinia subflava (tawny-flanked prinia), 1479 nucleotides. It is a transcript of the gene ECHDC2, whose product is annotated as enoyl-CoA hydratase domain containing 2. The transcript has 10 exons. Bases 478 to 1290 code for a protein of 270 amino acids. NCBI's taxonomy places the organism in Eukaryota, Metazoa, Chordata, Aves, Passeriformes, Cisticolidae. Gene Ontology annotation, molecular function: catalytic activity. Gene Ontology annotation, biological process: fatty acid beta-oxidation. Gene Ontology annotation, cellular component: mitochondrion. The record is from RefSeq and is a predicted model, not a curated record.
GUCCGAGAAGAUGGUGAAGAGUCUGGAGUACAGUCCUGUGAGGAGCAGCUGAGGGAGCUGCGGGGCUCAGCCUGGAUAAAAGGAGGCUCAGGGGGCCCUUCCCGCUCUCCACAGGUCCCUGACAGGAGGGUGCGGCCAGGUGGGGGUCAGGCUCUGCUGCCAGGGAACAGCGACGGGAUGGAAGAAAUGGCCUAAAGUGGCACCAGAGGAGGUUUAGGUCGGACAUUAGGAACCAGAACCAUUUCACAGAAAGGAUGAUUAGAUACUGGAACGGGCUGCUCAGGAAGGUGCUGGAGUCACCAUCUCUGCAGGUGUUCAAGGAAAGACUGGACGAGGCAGUCAGUGCCGUGGUCUAGGGAACAAGGUGGUGAUCAGUCAUAGGCUGCACUUGAUGGUCUCACAGGUCUUUUCCAAUCCAAUUGAUCCUGUGGUUCUGAAAUCCUUUUCCUCCGGAGAUGGCUUUGGGACGGACACUUGAUGAGACCAUUCUCUUUUUCUGAAAUGCUGCUUGUUACCUACAGAUGUAUUUACGGUAUUGCUGAAAUCCUAAUGAACCGACCCCACGCAAGAAAUUCACUGGGAAAAGUAUUUGUAAAUGAACUGUUCAGUGCCCUGGAACAGCUCCGCUUCGAUGAGCAGGUGCGAGUGGUGGUGUUCAAGAGCCAGGUGAAAGGAGUGUUCUGUGCAGGAGCAGAUUUAAAGGAACGGGCAAAGAUGGAUGAUGCAGAAGUUGGAGAGUUUGUUAGAAGACUGAGAAAUCUUAUGGAUGAAAUAGCUGCCCUGCCCGUGCCCACGAUCGCUGCCAUCGAUGGCUACGCCUUGGGCGGAGGACUGGAGCUGGCCCUGGCCUGUGACCUCCGAGUGGCAGCUUCAUCAGCUAAAAUGGGCCUUAUUGAGACCACACGAGGACUUCUGCCUGGAGCAGGUGGAACCCAGCGCCUGCCCAGAUGUGUUGGAGUAGGUCUUGCAAAGGAGCUCAUUUUCACUGGCAGACAGAUUGAUGGGGAACAGGCAGCCUCCAUGGGGCUGGUGAAUCACUCAGUGCCACAGAACAGCCAGGGAGAUGCAGCUUACCAGAGAGCUUUAACCUUGGCUGAAGAAAUCCUGCCCCGGGCACCAUUUGCUGUGAAAAUGGGAAAACUGGCAAUAAACAAAGGAAUGGAGGUUGACAUUGCAUCAGGGAUGGCUAUCGAGGGGAUGUGCUAUGCCCAGAAUAUUCCCACCAGAGACCGUCAGGAAGGGAUGGCAGCCUUCAGGGAGAAGCGGCCACCUCGGUUCACUGGCAAAUAAAGCCUCCUGCUUCCCCUUGAGUUUUAGGAGAUAAAGCAGGACUCAGGAGGAUCCACGGAUUUCUUAGCAUUAUUUUUAUGACACCAUUCUGUGCACUUAACUCCUUGCCUAGGACUGCAUUUCUAGCUACUCCACUGAAUCGUUUUUCUGUAUGAAUCACCAAAUAAAGAUUUCACUUUGUACACCUGA